AUGCAGGGCCUCAGUUUUGCCAGCUUAAAGAAGCAUAAAGCUUUGAUUCCCUUGUACGUGUGUGUUGGUUUGGGAUGCGGCGCCUCUGUGUUUUAUUUGGCACGCCUAGCCUUACGUUCACCUGACGUGACAUGGAACAGGCGCACCAACCCAGAGCCUUGGCAAGAGUACAGGAACAAGCAAUAUAAGUUCUAUUCACCAAUCAGAGAUUAUUCAAAGGAGGAGUCACCUGCACCCAAAUUC
Messenger RNA from Brenthis ino (lesser marbled fritillary), 243 nucleotides. The record is from the annotation of a GenBank genome assembly. Lineage: Eukaryota; Metazoa; Arthropoda; Insecta; Lepidoptera; Nymphalidae.